This is a messenger RNA of Rotaria sordida, 2280 nucleotides long. The record is from the annotation of a GenBank genome assembly. NCBI's taxonomy places the organism in Eukaryota, Metazoa, Rotifera, Eurotatoria, Philodinida, Philodinidae.
AUGAGUUUACCUGCUCCAACAUCACCAAAUUUGCAUCGUUCUCAUUCUGAUCGUGAUCUUAUAACAAAUGAACGUCGUUUAAGUCGACCACGUUUAACAAGUUCAUCAUCAUCAAAUAUUCCAUUACAAAUAACAAUAACAUCAUCUAUACCAUCAAAUUCUUCAGUACCAACUUCACCACUUUUAUUACCAUGGGAUCGUCUACAAAAAUGGUUAUAUGGUAUAGCUGUUGUUACAUUUGAUCUUGAAUUAGGACAAUCAAUAGAACUUCUAUUACCAAAUCAUUGUAAAUUAUCUGAUAAAGAAAAAUUAAAUUUAUCAUAUUUAUCAUUUCCGGAUGCUAAUUCAGCAUUUCUUGGUGAUAUACAAUAUCAUUUUCGUAUACGUCAUGAAUCAAAUUUACCAACAUAUUAUCAAUAUUAUAAUUCAAUUGUUCCACCAGCAUUACAAGUUGAUAAUAAUUCAUUAUUUGGUUAUGUACAUUUUCGCCAAAUACGUGAUAAAACAGUAAAACGUGGUUAUUUUCAAAAAUCACUUGUACUUUUAUCCAAAUUACCAUUUAUAUCAUUAUUUCUAUCAAUUGUUAGUCAACUUGGUCCAAAUUAUUUUCAAUAUGGUUUAACAAGUUUAGAAACAUGUUGUCAUUUAAUGGAUCGUCAAUGGCCUGAACCAGAACCAGGCAAAACAUUAUUAUUACCUUUAUUAGGUAAUGUUCUUCAAGUACGUAUUCCAACACAUGGCGAUAAACCAUUUUCAUCAUCAGAUCUGAUACAAUUUCGUUCAAUUGUUAAUGAAUCUAUAACAGCAACUGCUCAUUCAAAUAAUAGUAAUUCAAUUAAAUUGCCUCUUGAUGAUGAUACAGAUAUUGAUGCAAUAUCAACAAAUAAUUCUCCAAAUAAACAACAACAACAAAUUUCAACUACUAGUAAAAUUUAUUCAUAUACAUCAUUUGAAUUUUUACAAAAACAUGAACAACAAUUACCACGUUUAAUUCCAUUUGUACAUGAUGUUAAUACUUAUCAAUCGUUAUUUUCUGUUUUAACACAUAUUCAACUUUUAUGGGAAUUAAUUUUAUUAAAUGAACCAAUUGCUAUUUUUGGAAGUUUUCCUACAUAUUGCUCACAAACUGUUCAAGCACUUGUUCAUAUAAUAUGGCCAUUACGAUAUGCAUCAGAUUACCGUCCAUUUUUUACCAUCCAUAAUAGUGAAUUUCAAGAGAUAACAUUUAAUUCAUCAAAAAAAUCUUCAAAUAAAACUUCAUUGUCAUUAUCUAAAAUGCCAGCACCACCAUCUUUAAUCAUCGGUGUAACAAAUCCAUUUUUUGCUAAACUUCUUCAUGAAUGGCCACAUAUCAUUCGUGUUAAUGAUAAUCAAGAAGAACGAUCUAAAAAUAAACAAAAUGAAAAUUUUUUUUUUGUAGAACAUGAUGAAGAUGAUUUAACAAUAAAUGAACUUGAAGAUAAUACAGAUUUAUCAUCAUCUCCACAACCAACAACAAUAACAACAAAACAAACAUCAAUAAAAAAGUUUUCAACUAAUAUAAAACCUUAUAAACAUGCACGUACAAUAAAUAAUAAUUCAUCACAUUUAACAUUCGAUAUAAAACCUGGUUUAUAUACAAAAUAUAAACCAUAUUUACAACGCGAUAAAACUAUAUUAAAAAAACUUCAAUCAACCAAUUCUCAACAACGUCCAGAUACAGUACAAAACGCUUUAAUACGUCGAUUUUUUCUUGAAUUAACUCAAAGUUUUAUUAUACCACUUGAACGUUAUUUUGUUAGUCUUUUACCAUUACGUAAAUAUUACCAAGUUAAUCGUAAACCACCAAUAAUAAAAGAAUUUGAUAAUGAAGAAUUUCUUAAAACACUUGAUCAAUAUGGACCACAAUUAACAUCAGGUUUAAAAGGUGAUUGGAAAGACUUAUAUAAGCAUUUUUUAUCAACACCAAAUUUUCGUCUUUGGUUAUCAAAUCGACGACAUGAAGCUAAUUCAAAAAUUUUUUCAUUAUAUAUUGAAACAAUAGCUGAUUGUCGUCUUGAACAAGAUUUCAAAAUUUCAAAAUUAACUGAAAUCGAAUUAGUUGAUAUAUUAUUAGGAUUGAAUGAUUUGAUUCAACGUUUAGAAUCAAAAACUGAUGAAUUAUUAUUAACAAUUGAUCAAACAAUUAAAAAUGAAUAUAUUGAAAAAUUAAAAUUAAAAAUAAAAACAAUUAUUGAAGAAAAAUUAUCUGAUGAUAUGAAAUUAUUAUUUCAUAAACAAGUUAAAAUAUCAUUAUCAUAA